AAUACAAUAUUUUAUAAUAUAUUUUUUUUUCCUUAAAAAUCUUUUUAUACAUAUGUAUAUAUAUAUUUGAAAGUUUGAUGUUAUAUUAAUUUUUAUAUCUUUUUAAUCAAUAUUAUAUAAUUAUAUAAUAGGCAUGUUUGUAAUAUAUAUUUAUUAAUAGUUUUAUGAUAUUAUAAAAUAAAAAACCGUUGGAAUUGCAUUCAUUUGUCUGUACCAGUGAUGCUCAUUUUAACUAGAUUUGAUAUAUUAAAUUCUAACAAACUUACUACAUUAUCGUUAUUAAAAUAUUUUUAUCAUGAAAUUUUAUAUCAUAGAAGUUAAACGAAUGAUACUGAUUUAAAUUUUUUCAAAAUAUAAAAAUUCUAGUUUAUUAAUGAGUAUCACUGAUUUCCGCCAUUCUCUCUUGCCCCUACCAGGCGUCGCGAACAUAUCGUCUUAUUAUGAUUGUAAUUCUUGUAUUCUUGUUCUUAGUUUGAAUUGAGUGUGUUUGCUAUCUUAUUGUAGAAAUUUGCAACGACUGUCAGUUUCCUAACCUCUUUGCCGACGAAUGUUCCGGUGUUUCGUAUUGUGUUCAGUUAAUAGUAACAUAUAAUCACAUAACAUGAUGUCGCGGUCUGUGCGUGCAGAGACUCGUAGUCGUGCCAAGGAUGAUAUUAAGCGUGUAAUGCAAGUCGUUGACAAAGUUCGCCAUUGGGAAAAGAAAUGGGUUACAAUCGGAGAAACUACUAUGAAGAUUUAUAAAUGGGUACCUAUAUCAACACUUGAUCAGAAGAAGAAAGGAAAAACAGUUGCAGAUAAAGAAAAUGGUUUACCAAGAAAAAGUGGAUUAGAUUCUUCAAAUUCCAACUUUGGUCUUACAGAAGAUUCAAAUACAUGUUUUUCAACUGUUAGUGAUUCUCAAGGAUUAACAGACUUUUCUGCGCAUCUGGGAUUUUCAGAAGAUUCCAAUUCACAAAAUAGUGAACCAACACCUAAAAGGUUAAAGACUGAUUAAAGUUUAUCUUGUAACUGUUAUUUGAGAUAUAAGAUAUUUAGGAAAUCAUUUUUAUCUUCUACAAAAUUUGCACAUUAUAAAGUUAUCUUAAAUCAUGAUUCUUAAAUUGUAAAUUGACAAUUUCAAAGAAAUUUCAUCUUUCAUUUUAUUCUAUUUAAUGAAUAUUUUUUCAUUGAAGAAAAAAUAAUUAUAUUAAACAAUUUAAGUUUAAUAUAGUAAAUUUAUUUUUUUAUAUAUGAAUUUAUUAUAAAUUAACAUGAUUUAAUUUAGAAAUCAGAAUUAAUGGUAUUUUAAUAAAAAAAUUCGUUUCAGAUGUUCAGUCCAUUUUAUGAUCUGAUUUGAAAGACAACAAAAAUGUAGUAUAAAAUUAUUUUUCAAAACAGAUUAUAUAUUUUAAAUAAUAUUCAUAUCAUUAUAAUAUUAUUUAAUUCAUGAAAUACAAAUAAGAUUUUCAUUGAUUUAAUUAUAACAUCUUAAUCAUCAACAUGUAGAAUCUGGGACAUGUAAAAUAGAUAAUGAUACUUAUUUUUGCUGUAAAAUAGUACCUCCAAAAUACUUAUGUAUAAUGUUACAUUUAUCUUAAAGCUAUUUAUGUGUCUAAACAUAAUCACAUGUUCAAGUAGUUGUUUGAUAAUUGAGUAUCAUUGUACAUAUUUCAAAUACCAUUUUUUUGCUGAUUUAUAUUUUACAAUGAACUUGCAUUCCUUGAAAUUAUGUUAUAGCACCAUGAAAUGUACAAAAUACGCUUUGACACUUAUAAAUAAAAGAAUAAAAUUGCGAA
This is a messenger RNA of Apis cerana (Asiatic honeybee), 1775 nucleotides long. RefSeq names its product chromatin remodeling complex subunit BCL7B-like protein (gene BCL7-like). Lineage: Eukaryota; Metazoa; Arthropoda; Insecta; Hymenoptera; Apidae. The record is from RefSeq and is a predicted model, not a curated record.